This is a messenger RNA of Oreochromis niloticus (Nile tilapia), 4890 nucleotides long. RefSeq names its product melatonin receptor type 1A like (gene mtnr1al). The coding region runs from base 317 to 1348 and encodes 343 amino acids. The record is from RefSeq and is a predicted model, not a curated record. Gene Ontology annotation, biological process: G protein-coupled receptor signaling pathway. The transcript has 2 exons. NCBI's taxonomy places the organism in Eukaryota, Metazoa, Chordata, Actinopteri, Cichliformes, Cichlidae. Gene Ontology annotation, cellular component: plasma membrane. Gene Ontology annotation, molecular function: melatonin receptor activity.
GCAGAGGAGGAAAGAGAGGAGGGAGGAGAGAAGGGAGGAGCAGAGGAGGCAGUGCUGGAGGUGUCUCCCUCUCCUCAGACAGAGACGCAGAGCGGCUACGCGCAGGCUGGGCGCUAUAAGCGCGCGGAGCUGCUGCGCGCGGACAGAGGCGUCUGUGCGCACGUGAGUAUGGCAGCAGCGGCGCGGAGCUGUGACUGAAACCGGGAACCGUGAGGCGGGAAAAGUCCCGCGCAGACGCGUCGGCAUGCUUCACCCGGACACCCGCGCGCCCGAAGGUGGCGUCACGCGCAGCUCUGACACCCGCGCGUGACGCUGAAUGGACCCGAUGCGACUCGUCGACCCCCGGCACCUCCCGCAACUGAUGCCCCUGGAGGACCGGGAUCCCACCGCGGCGACGGGCACCCUGGGGCCCCGCAACUCCACGCCGGCCGCGGGAGGAGGUGCCCCGCAGCAUCACGCCGUGCCCUGGGUGGCCACCCUGCUGGCCGGCGUCCUCAUCGCGACCAUCGUGGUGGAUGUUAUCGGGAACCUGCUGGUCAUCGUGUCCGUGUUCAGGAACAGGAAGCUGAGGAAAGCAGGAAACGCCUUCGUUGUGAGCCUGGCCUUCGCUGACUUGGUGGUUGCCAUCUAUCCCUACCCGCUGGUGCUCACUGCCAUUUUCAACGACGGUUGGAUCGCUGGCUACAUCCACUGUCAGAUCAGUGGCUUCCUCAUGGGCCUCAGCGUCAUUGGCUCCAUCUUUAACAUCACGGGUAUCGCCAUCAACCGCUACUGCUACAUCUGCCACAGCCUCAAGUACGACAAGCUCUUCUCCAACAGCAACACCAUGUGCUACGUCGUGCUCGUCUGGGCGCUCACCAUCCUCGCCAUCGUCCCCAACUGGUUUGUGGAGUCGCUGCAGUACGACCCACGGGUUUACUCCUGCACCUUCGCCCAGUCCGUCAGUUCACUGUACACCAUCGCCGUGGUGGUGGUGCACUUCAUCUUGCCCAUUGGCAUUGUCAGCUACUGCUACCUGCGUAUCUGGAUUCUGGUCAUCCAGGUGAGGCGGCGGGUCAAGCCAGACUCGAGACCUAAAAUCAAGCCACACGACCUCCGCAACUUCCUCACUAUGUUUGUGGUGUUCGUGCUCUUCGCUGUCUGCUGGGCGCCGCUGAACCUGAUUGGCCUGGCGGUGGCGGUGGACUCCACGCUGGGUCGUGCCAUCCCGGAGUGGCUGUUCACAGCCAGCUACUUCAUGGCGUAUUUUAACAGCUGCCUCAAUGCCGUCGUCUACGGCGUCCUGAACCAUAACUUCAGGAAGGAGUACAAGAGGAUCGUCCUCAUCAUCUUCAAGUUCCACUGCUGAGAUGGAAUACUUGGAAAUGCAGGGAUUUUUAUCUUUAAUGACACGAAAGAUAAAAAGAACUUUACCCUGACAAGAAAAUAAAACAGGACUGAUGAAAUGGAAAGAAAGCAAAUAAAGGUACUGUGGAAAGAGGACAACAAGAGCACUGAGUGGGAGAGAAAAAUAGGAGCGCUUUAAUAGCUGCAGGAGGAGAGAUGAAGGGCAGACAAAGUGAAAUAAAUGUUGCCACACUGAGAGUUAUCAGUGAUGCCUUCAGGGAAACAAGGAGACUAAAAAUGCAGAGAGCGAGGCAGAGGCCAGAACUUGGGAAGCACUCCUAACUGGGGAAUGUGUUUCAUCCUGACUUUCUUGGGUAAUGAAGUCGUGACUUACUGUUCAGAUGAGAGCAUAAUUCAUUGUGUUUAAUUAGCAACAUAAUUAAGUUAAAUGUGGGGUCAUUGAGUUGAACAGCAUCCUCUGUGAAUUAGAUUCAAGGCAGAGCUCUGACACUGUGAUUUUUUUUUUAAGAGGUCGAUGCCAUUCCUGUUCCUCGAUUUGUCACAGAGGACGAAGAUAACGACGAAGAUGACAAAAUGGCUUUGAGGAGAACGAAGACGCAUUAUAUACUUUUAAAAUUGCAAAAUUAUUUAAGGUGCGACACAUUUUUGAACAUUAAGGCUGCGAGAGACUCUGUGUGUUCACAACAAUGAUUGGGAUAUUUUACAUGUAAUAUUACUAAUCUAUGUAAGAAGGUAGCAAACUCUCACUGAGGACAGAGGGGGACGAUGGAGGACUUGUCCAGUGACUUCAGCUUUGGACUAAGAGUCCCAGUCUGAAGCACAAAAGUACUCCAUGAUAUGGGCCUGGUUCCUGCAAGACUGGUCCUAACUAAAACUUAAUAUUUGUUAAGACCAGCCCAACUUAAACCUAGUUUUAACUUAGGUGUCCAUCCGUCUAUGACUGCAGAAUGAUAGAAAUGUUGCAGAGUUCACCUAUUUUUACCAACCAGCUGUUGUGUAAUGUAAUCCAACAAAAACAGUUGUUCAGUGACUUCAUUGUCAUUCAGCUCUAAUAACGAGCCCCAAAAUUCACAUGAAAUCUGAAAAGUUGCUACACGGGUUAAAAGACAGGAACACUUUUUCAUCAACAUUAACAGCAUCACUUACAAAAUCCAUCGCUUCUAGCAGCCACGGUUUGGGUUUCUGCUUUAUGGUUUUCUGUAUCACAGAGUUUCCUGCACUCAGCUGGUGGCCGUCAUGACAUCAAUGGAAUCACGUGUAUGCAAAUUAUUACCACUUAGAAGCUGCUCAGGUCACCUGCAAAUGGUUUAAUCACCAAGUCCUUUUAAAAAGGAGCAUUAAAAGCAGCUACCUGUGCGUUUGUCUCACGCACUGAACUUUGACUCCACUGCCUUCGACUGCAGCUGACACCCCUGGUUCUGCUCAGCGUAGCAGCUCACUUCUCCACCUGCUGCAUUUUCUGACUCUACAUCUCACAGAGAAGAAGAAAGACUGCCAUGGACAGCUGCAGUUCAAGGCAGUGAACAACGAUCCAUUAAAAAUGCAAAUAAAAAAUACUAAAAUGAAGUACCCCGUGUAUUCGUGGGGUUGUUAGUAACCCAGGUUCACACGCCCUGGUAAAAUCUGUGCGGGGGAAACACUAUGCUGUGCUUUUCUACUGAUACAGUAAUAAUUACUCUGACUUCCAGUUCUAGUUGUCUGGCCAAAAAGUGGGAGAUGACGCAUGGAUGACCGACACACGCUUAAAGCUCUGAGAUCCCAACAGAAAACAAUUGAAGUCUGAGUCUGAGGAGUGCCACACCUCACCACAUCCACCUGUGUUCCCACGGCGUACACACCGGGUCAUGUAUCCACAGUCUUAAUGCCCAAAUUCCUUCAAAAAAAGUGUGUCAGAAAAUGGUGAAAGAAACAUGUGCAAGAGUGUAAAACGUCCCCACACCUGCUGCCAGGGCACUGAGGAAGAUACAAGCUUUUUUGACUUUGUGAGGCCUGAAAGUUAAAAGUGUCAUUAAUCAAAAUCCACUUUUAAUUUAAAGCAGCAAAAGUUGUUUCUCUGUCGUUCUGCUGUUAAGUGUAACUUUGCAAUGAUGCUUUCAGGACUCAAACGUUUAGUUGGACCUGACAGCGUGAUGUAUAUGGAGAGGGGCCGGGGGUACAAUAUGCUCCAAAGAGGCUGACUCUGAGACUGUCUCUCUUCAUUGCAUCAUCACCUUCCUCUUCCUGAGAAUGAGCGGCACAGGUGUGCCACAGCCUCUCUGCACUGCCUGCACGGCGUCUCCGUGUGCGACCCUCUGCAAACACACAAGGAGACAAAAGGAUGAAAACACAGUGUCUGUGUACCGCUGUGUCCUCCCACAUGACCACAGCCAGUCUGAGUUCAGCAACCUGAGACCAUCAGUGUUCCCUCACAGUCGCACGAGUGCGUCUGCUGUACACACGGAGUCUGAACACAAGCCGAGCAUCAGAGAAACAGGCACGAGUCAUUAAAUCAUGGUAACGGUAUUCUGAACACGUCACUGUGCUUCAUACUGCCGGGGAGCUGAAGAUGAGUGUUGCAUAUGUAUGAAUAAGCUGUGAUAAUCUGCCUGUGCUUUGGUCCUAUUUUAAUGAGCUCACUGUGUGUGUGUGUGUGUGUGUGUGUGUGUGUGUGUGUGUGUGUGUGUGUGUGUGUGUGUUCUGGGACCAGUUUAAGGGUCCACUGAGGACCCUUCGAUGGCACCAGGGCCAGCUGUUGGAGGGAGAGCGUGUUUGUGUGUGUUUUGUUCGUUUUUUGUGCCAAGAUGUUGCCGGUUCAAAGUCAGUCAAGGUCUGAAGUUUAAAGCCAAAUGCUCCUGUGUUCACGUCUUGUAAGCGCAGGCAGGUAAUUUACAGGUAAAACAAGAGCAUCUGACAAAUAAUCUGACCUCACAGGAAAUCUUCAGCGAGCUGCUGUGAGUCUUCACAUCUGUCCAAGAAACAGAAUGAAUGAAUUUACCAAGAAUUAAUUUACAUUAAAUGAAGGCCAGCAGGAGUUAAGACUAGUUUAACAUAACAACGUCUUGUUCGUUUUGACUCCAAGUAAAAAGAAGCCGUCCUCCCCCGUCUUCGGGGCAGAUCUAGGACCUGUGGGAUUGAUCAUGUCUCUGCUGCCUCUGCUUUGCUAGUUUUAUUUACUUUAUCAACCUCCAAAGAUGUAACUAAGAUAAUAAAUAGUAAUAUGAAGGGAAGCUGUUACUCUCAGAUUAAGCUGGACUAAUCUAACCAGCUUCCACAGACACUUACAGCGAGUCUGAGAGGUGAAGCUAAUGUAAAAACCUAAAUUCCUUCUAAUGACAACCAGCUGGCGGUUGGCAGGACACCCGUGGAUCGAUGCUGGAUUGGAUUGGCAUCUGAGGAAUCUGCAGGUCAGUUUCACAGCUCAGGCUCUCUGUCAGCUUCCUCGAGAUGCUCCCGAUGUUCUUAGGCUACGUUCACACUGCAGGUCUUAAUGCUCAAUUCCGAUUUUUUGAUCAAAUCCGAUUUUUUUGUCUGCUUGUUCACACUACACAUAAAAUGCGACAUCAA